This is a messenger RNA of Phytophthora nicotianae INRA-310, 1423 nucleotides long. RefSeq lists its product as hypothetical. Gene Ontology annotation, molecular function: protein serine/threonine phosphatase activity; cation binding. Gene Ontology annotation, biological process: protein dephosphorylation. The transcript is spliced from 3 exons. The record is from RefSeq and is a predicted model, not a curated record. NCBI's taxonomy places the organism in Eukaryota, Oomycota, Peronosporomycetes, Peronosporales, Peronosporaceae. Bases 123 to 1157 code for a protein of 344 amino acids.
ACCGGUAUACCGGACCUGUCCUUACUCAAUGCAAGUCAAGAAAAUCUUCUCAAACCUUCGAGCCGACGUGGUAACGAUCACAAAGUUGGGAAAGCUUGUCGAGCGCAACAGGAGCCACAGACAUGGGCAACUUCCUCGCCACGCCGAUCACCGACAAGGAUACUGAUGGAGGCGAGGGAAACGGCCUCUCGUUCGGCUUGGCCACCAUGCAGGGCUGGCGCACGGGUAUGGAGGACGCGCACGUGGCUCAGAUCAACCCUGAAGGGCUGCCCCAGGGCUGCUCGCUCUUCGCAGUGUUCGACGGCCACGGUGGACGUCUAGCGGCGGAUCUGGCAGCCGAGGGGAUUGCGAAAGAGUUGUCUGCUACUAUGAAAAACGGCGUGUUCCCGAACGGCAAGGCUGAUGACGCCGACCCUGCCAAGAUCGGCAAAGCAAUGCGCGACGCCUUUAUGAACCUGGACCAGAAUAUCCGCAAAACGUUCGAUGAGAGCUACGGCUCGGACCAAAGCGGCUGCACCGCUAUCGCUGCUCUUGUUACCCCCACACACAUCAUCGUGGCCAACUCGGGCGACUCACGCAGCGUCAUGGCCAAGAACGGCCGCACAGUCGAGAUGUCCUUUGACCACAAGCCCAUCAAUGCGGGAGAACGCAAACGUAUCCAGGACGCUGGUGGGCUGGUGCGCAGCAACCGCGUGAAUGGAGAUCUGGCGGUGUCGCGAGCUCUUGGCGACUUUUCCUACAAGGCUCGCGCGGAUUUACCGGCGGAGCAGCAGCAGGUGUCUGCGGAACCAGAUAUUGAAGUGCAGAAGAUUGACAAGACGGAGGAGUUUUUGGUGCUCGCGUGUGACGGAAUCUGGGACGUCAUGAGCAACGACGAACUCUGCGCUUACAUCCGUCAGCUUAUGAACAACGGCGAGUCUGACUUGAAGUUAAUAGCGGAAGAGGUCCUGGACAACUGCCUUCGUGCAGGAAGCCGUGACAAUAUGAGCGUUGUGAUUGUCAAAUUCCCUGGUGCAAAGCUCGGCUCGGGCGGCGGCGUGGCCAAGAUCCGCGAGGAGCGUGCUCGCUUGGAGAAGGCUGAGCAGGAGACCAAUGCUGAACUCGACAAUGACGAUAAUGGAGUUGCAGGUGCCCUUCCAGCGUCCAAGUCCUCGUAGUUAUGCAGCGCAGGUAAAGAAAACAGGUUGAGUGGAGACGUGGGGUGCGUGUCCAUCAGUUCCUAUGCUUCUUCACGGCUAGCUUAGCUUUCGGUGUUUCCCACCCUUCGUCUAUCAAGAUCAAUGACAAGAACUAAUCAGUUUUCCGUGCCAUUGAAUCAGAAUUUACAUUGUCCUUGUUGCCGCGGUAGCAGCAUGAUAAAGGAAAUCACGAAAAAUGGUUUUGCAAAAGUCAACAGUGCUGUUAUGUACGUACUUGAACGUGA